Fonsecaea erecta is the source of this 459-nucleotide messenger RNA. RefSeq lists its product as hypothetical. The record is from RefSeq and is a predicted model, not a curated record. Bases 1 to 459 code for a protein of 152 amino acids. The transcript has a single exon. Lineage: Eukaryota; Fungi; Ascomycota; Eurotiomycetes; Chaetothyriales; Herpotrichiellaceae. Gene Ontology annotation, cellular component: mitochondrial intermembrane space; mitochondrion. Gene Ontology annotation, biological process: mitochondrial respiratory chain complex II assembly; succinate metabolic process.
AUGCGACCAAGUCUCCGUUCACUUGCUGCUCCCGUCACUCCCUCGUUCAGACCAGGCCAGCGGCCGCAAGCGUUGGCCUUGCUCCCUCCAAUCCCUCUAUAUCGUCGUCUCCUGCGCAUUCACCGCAAGCGGCUCAAUCCUGAGGAACGGGUCUUCGGCGACACAUAUUUGAAGGCGGAAUUCCGAAGACACAAAGAUAUCGAAAACCCUCUACACAUUGUCGGAUUUCUGACGGAAUGGCAACAGUACGGCCAGCAACUUGAAGGGGAGGACUGGAAGGGGCAAAAAAUUGAUUCUCAGUUGUUGGAUAAAUUGAGUGACCAACAAGUCGGGCAGAUGUACGAGCUAAUGUUGGCGAUUCAAAGGAGAGGGAGAGACAGUGUCGACGAGGAAGAGGAGGGAGACAUUUUGAAGGCGAUUGAAGACGCCCAAGCCUCAGGUACAAAUAAGCAGUCAUGA